Phytophthora nicotianae INRA-310 is the source of this 480-nucleotide messenger RNA. RefSeq lists its product as hypothetical. Gene Ontology annotation, molecular function: nucleic acid binding. NCBI's taxonomy places the organism in Eukaryota, Oomycota, Peronosporomycetes, Peronosporales, Peronosporaceae. The record is from RefSeq and is a predicted model, not a curated record. The transcript is spliced from 3 exons. The coding region runs from base 1 to 480 and encodes 159 amino acids.
AUGAACCCGCUGAGAGAGCUAGCAAGGACAGACCGCGUCGAGCGUGAAAUCUACCGUCAAGCACUAUGCCGGAUGGUCAUCCCUCACAUUAAAGAAGUAUGGCCGUCUAGCAAGCGGGUGGCGCUGCAGCGCGACAAUGCUAAACCGCACGUUGCGGUGGAUGACCCCGAAGUGGCCGCCGCAUGUAGCCUUGAGGACUGGGACAUGAAGAUCAUCUCGCAACCUGCAAAUUCACCAGACUUUAAUGCCAACGACCUGGGAUUUUUCAAUUCACUGCAGUCGCUGCAGCACAAGAACGCACUUCUUACGCUUCAGUCUGUGCUGCAGGCGUCGAUGAGUGUUGACAGCUGCAACAAGUACGCAAUUCCACACCUGUCCAAGGACAAGCUGCGAGUAGACACUGGUCUUUUCCUGCCGUCACUAGCCUGUGGCGGGGAGGUGCACAACAAAUCAAAGCCGUUCUUAAGUUCGGUGAAGUAG